AUGUUGACAUCGCGCUUGCGCCACGUGCGCAAGCAUACAGUGCACGAGGCACCCGCCUGCGCUACGGUGUCUGCUGCGGAGGAUCCGGAAAGGAUCCUGGACCAGGUGGUGAAUGAGAUGCAGGAGGACCUCAUUAAGAUGCGCCAGGCGGCCGCCCAGGUGCUGGCGUCUCAGAAGCAGCUGGAGGCCAAAUACAGACAGGCCCAGACCACCGCGGACGACUGGCUGAAGCGUGCUGAGCUGGCGGUGUCAAAGGGGGAGGAUGACCUGGCCAGGGAGGCCCUGAAGAGGCGGAAGACCUACCAGGACAACGCGGAUGGCAUGCGCACGCAGCUGGAGGUGCAGCGCAAAGCCACCGACCAGCUGAUCGCCAACACGCGCGUCCUGGAGGGCAAGCUGGCCGAGGCCAAGAGCAAGAAGGACACGCUGAAGGCGCGCGCGGCGAGCGCGAAGACGAGCAGGCAGGUGCAGGAGAUGAUCGGAUCUCUCAACACCAGCAGCGCGGUGGCAGCGUUUGAGAAGAUGGAGGAGAAGGUCCUGUCGCUCGAGGCGCAGAGCGAGGCCGCGGGCGUGCUGGCGACGGGCGACGGCCUCGAAUCGCGCUUCCGGGCGCUGGAGGGCGGCAGCGGCGUGGAGGACGACCUCGCUGCGCUCAAGCGCGGCCUGCUGGCCGGCGCGGCGCAGCCCGCGGCGGCGGCGGCGGCGCUGCCCGAGGGCCGGCCGCUGAGGGACGCGAUCGACCUCGAGCUCGAGGACCUCCGCAGGAAGGCGAAGGGAUGA
Messenger RNA from Monoraphidium neglectum, 780 nucleotides. RefSeq names its product putative membrane-associated protein Flags: Precursor. The record is from RefSeq and is a predicted model, not a curated record. NCBI's taxonomy places the organism in Eukaryota, Viridiplantae, Chlorophyta, Chlorophyceae, Sphaeropleales, Selenastraceae. The coding region runs from base 1 to 780 and encodes 259 amino acids. The transcript has 7 exons.